This is a messenger RNA of Emiliania huxleyi CCMP1516, 453 nucleotides long. RefSeq lists its product as hypothetical. Lineage: Eukaryota; Haptophyta; Isochrysidales; Noelaerhabdaceae. Gene Ontology annotation, molecular function: ATP binding; ATP hydrolysis activity. Gene Ontology annotation, cellular component: cytosol; peroxisomal membrane. Gene Ontology annotation, biological process: protein import into peroxisome matrix. The coding region runs from base 1 to 453 and encodes 150 amino acids. The record is from RefSeq and is a predicted model, not a curated record. The transcript is spliced from 5 exons.
AUGGCUGCGGCCAGUGAGAGUAGAAGCGGAAGCACUGUCCUUGCCAAGGAGGCGCUGACGCAGGCGGUGCUGCUGCCGCUCCGCCACCCCGCCUCCUUCGCGGCCGCGCCCCUCCGGCUCCGGUCGGGCGCACUGCUGCACGGCCCUCCCGGCUGCGGCAAGACCGUCUCCGGGCCGGAGCUGCUGGACAAGUACAUCGGCGCGUCCGAGGCGAAGGCGCUCGGCCGCGCGCGCGGCUGCGACUCGACCGGCGUGACGGAUCGCGUGGUCAGCACCCUCGAAUCAGUGUUCAGCGUGACGGAUCGCGUCGUCAACACCCUCCUCUGCCAUCUCGACGGCGUCGAGGCCCUCGGCGCCGUGUUUGUGCUCGCAGCCUCCUCGCGCCCCGAGCUGAUCGACCCGGCUCCUCUGCUCCGGCCCGGCUGUUCGUUGAGGAGCUCGUUCGUCGGUUGA